AUGAAAUACCGACGGAGCGAAUGGACAGUACGGUCCCUGGCUUCUGAUAAUCGAAUCGUGUCACGGCCAUCUCCACUGGUUCAGCCCGUGACCCAUUUCGGUUUUAUCUGCCCCUCCCCUCCCCCCGCCCAUUUAACCAUCCACCCUCGACAUCAUUUCGAACUCGGACGUCGCUCUUCAUUUCUUCCUUUCCCUUCUCCCCUUCCCGACCAACUCAUCCAGCUCAGCUCAGCUCAGCUCAGCUCAGCAGACCUCGGUCUUCCAUCCUUCGAAUUCCAUCCCCUCCAGCUUCUCGACAACGGAGAAGUUCCAUUGCCGUCGUUCAGAUCCCCUCGCAGUGCCACUCCGCUUGCAUUGUCGUCUCUUGCCGAGAUCGGCCGCGCUGCGUUCCGGAGCUCUCCUCCCCCUCCAGCUGGUGUCUAUUCCGUGAGUCACUCUCCCAUCCUCAUCGCGAGCUUCAGCUUGGCGUUCUUCUUCCCUCCGGAGCAAUCAAUGGCAUUCCAUGCUCUCGCUCCAAUUCGGGGACCCAAGAAGAACCCCCUCAUUGACCGAUUUCUUCAUCUCCAUUAG
Molecule: messenger RNA, 570 nt
Organism: Penicillium diatomitis
Lineage: Eukaryota; Fungi; Ascomycota; Eurotiomycetes; Eurotiales; Aspergillaceae
Exons: 1
Coding region: 1-570 (189 amino acids)
Source: RefSeq, a predicted model, not a curated record